UUUAGAAAUAACUGAAGCCGCCAUGUUUGCUGAUGAUACAAGCUUAACUGCAACUGGGGAGUCUUCUUUUGAAAUUGAACACAAAUUGGGGAUGGAAAUCCAAAACGUUAAGACUUGGUUAGAUGCAAACAAAUUAACAUUAAAUGAAGAAAAAACCGAGUAUAUGCUAAUCGGCUCAGGAAAGCGCUUAAAACAGAUCAGAAAUGACCCUAUUAUUAAAAUUAGAGAUCAUAUAAUUAAACGGGUUUACAAGAAAAAGGUCUUAGGCUUAGAAAUAGACGAUAAAUUACAAUGGACCAAACAUGUUGAAAAACAAACUAAAAAGAUUUCUUGUUCUAUAGCUAUGUUACGAAAA
Paramuricea clavata is the source of this 355-nucleotide messenger RNA. NCBI's taxonomy places the organism in Eukaryota, Metazoa, Cnidaria, Anthozoa, Malacalcyonacea, Plexauridae. The record is from the annotation of a GenBank genome assembly.